AUAAAAUUAUUAUAACUAGCUUCCCUAAUUAAUAGCAUCAUCACCAGUUGAUUGAUUCAAUCCAUGCCAAUCUCGUGCUUAUUUCUCUCCUAUAAACACAACACAACAUAACCUCUCUAUCUCAGCUAUGGCUGCCUGUGGGAGCCUUCAACCUCUUUUCGACAAGCCCUUGCCGGAAACUCCUUCAACUCUUCUCGAAUCCCUCUCUCCAUGGAACCAAAUCAAUGCUAUAACACCCAUUCACCAAUCUUCUUUUACUGAAAUAUUUGGCGAGCUUCAUUUCAAAGAAAUUUCCGACUCUUCUUCAUCUUUGAUUGAUUUGAUUCCACCAACAGAAACCCCGAAUCUCGCCAGAAAUGAUAGUUUAGACAAAAAGGCUACGUCACUAGAUUACUUAUUAAGCUCGCCAAAUAAUUAUCAUCACCACCAAUACUCGAGCUGUCACCGGAAAAGUGAUAGCUUUUCUCCAAGAAGCUAUGAGAGCUUGCAGUUAUGCACAGAGGGACUUGGUUUUGAAAGUUUUGAUGAUGUUGAGGAUUUGAAGAAUGAUAUGGUUGAAGAUCGGCAAUACAAUAAGGAAAAAGUAAGCAUCGUAAGGCAUUCAUCGCCAGACGAUCAAAGAGGAGAAAUCAGGCGGUCCAGAUUGAAGGUAGGAGCAUUUCCGCCGCCAAUUUCAUGUAUAGGGAAGAGUGGAAAACCUUGGGUUUCCUUCAAGUCUUAUCGGCACGAUGGCAGGUUUGUGCUUAAACAGGUAAAAGUUCCCAGUCAGGAAUUUUUACAUGCACAUAGAGAAGAUGGACGAUUAAAGAUGAACUUUAUUCAGCCACGUGAUGAAAUAAUCGAAGAAGGAGAAGAAGAAAACUAUGCAGAAGAGGAAGAGAAUGAACAAGUAAGCAAAGAAGAUCAAGAGCAGUAAACAUGAAGGGGUAUUCUCUUAGUUAGGAUUAACUUCUACUUCACCACUGUACUAUGUAGCACGGAAAUGGAAACAUUGAAACUUGAAAAUGCCAAAAUAAGAAUCAUAGAAACUACAUCAAAAAAGGCUAUAGAUAUAAAACUUCAAAGUUUCAAAACGUGUUUUCAGAAACCGAAACAUAAAAGUCGAAAAGUUUCCGUAUAACCUAGCCACUGCAUAAGUUUCCUCCACAAUUUUCCGUAAGUCCUUAUUCUUAAAUAAGAAAACAAUGAUCCAUUUAUAUCAUCGUAGUAAGGUCUUAUUUACUGCAUCUCAAGUGUUCACACUUCAAGACCAAUUCUGUGCGUAAACCACAGGACUGCACAUUAUGUAAUACCAACAGUCUAACACUACACCAACAAUCUAACACUACACCAACAAUCUUCUAAUUUUCUUUGAGCUUGCAAGCACAUGUAAGUAAUAAACUGUAUAUAAAAGCUCCAUAUAUGUUGUACGGGAA
Molecule: messenger RNA, 1415 nt
Organism: Mercurialis annua (annual mercury)
Lineage: Eukaryota; Viridiplantae; Streptophyta; Magnoliopsida; Malpighiales; Euphorbiaceae
Product: protein FAF-like, chloroplastic
Exons: 1
Coding region: 128-916 (262 amino acids)
Source: RefSeq, a predicted model, not a curated record